Messenger RNA from Rhinichthys klamathensis goyatoka, 4916 nucleotides. RefSeq names its product estrogen-related receptor alpha (gene esrra). The record is from RefSeq and is a predicted model, not a curated record. Lineage: Eukaryota; Metazoa; Chordata; Actinopteri; Cypriniformes; Leuciscidae. The transcript has 8 exons. Gene Ontology annotation, molecular function: steroid binding; sequence-specific DNA binding; DNA-binding transcription factor activity. Gene Ontology annotation, cellular component: nucleus. Gene Ontology annotation, biological process: regulation of DNA-templated transcription. The coding region runs from base 586 to 1929 and encodes 447 amino acids.
GACGUAACGGAGAAACAGCAGACGCAAGAGCAGAGAGGGAGGAGAAACAACGAGGAUAUACGUAACCGGGAUCUCAGCUGUAUUAGCGGAAGACAGGAUUCAGGCUUCCAGUGACAACCGAAACAGCAAUAUGAGGAACUAGUCCAGGGAAGAGCGAAUCAAACAUGGAUUAAACAUACGCGCUUUCUCAACUGACUGCACUCGCGCCGCCAUUCAUUCAAAUUAUCGUGUAGUUGCAUUGAUUUUACGUCACAUAUAGCCUACCGUAUCGUACGUAGUACAGCACCAGAAUUGCUAAGUAAGGUAGCCCACCUCAGCAAAUAGGCAGAGUAUCUGCUCUUUAAAUCCGCGUGUGUAGGACAAGACACUGCGUUAUAAUUUAUGUGAUAGUCCUUUGUAGGAUUGACUGUUUUGCUCACUGGUUUCCUUGGUUGUUUUCGAGGCACCAGCAAUGUUCUCUGAAUUACUGGGUUCCUGACACCCAGUGUGAACUAUCCUGCAGUCUUCUGACUCCAAAAUAAAGUGAGAAGAUUUUCAGCAUACACAACAAGACUAAAGACCUUUGGCUUUUGAGCAAAAGGUAUCAUGUCUUCCAGAGAGCGACGCUCCGACCUGUACAUAAAGGCUGAACCCAGCAGUCCUGAGGGAGGAGGAGGAGGAGGAGGAGGAGGAGGAGGAGUAGGAGUAGGAGGCGGCGGCGGGAGGACCAGCCCGGGAGGAGCGUCCUCAGACUCCUCUCAGAGUGCAGGAGGGGGUUCCAGAGGAGAAGGCGCUGGCCGCUACUCCCCGCCCCUUUACACCCCCGCUCUACGUUGCCAUUUUAAGGAGGAGGGUGCAGAUGGAGCCGAGGAGGGCUCUACCGGCAGCGGGGGAGGCCGCUGCAAGUAUGCACUAAGCACGCUUCCCAAAAGGCUGUGCCUGGUGUGUGGAGAUGUGGCGUCUGGCUACCACUACGGAGUGGCUUCAUGUGAAGCCUGUAAGGCUUUCUUCAAAAGAACCAUACAGGGCAAUAUUGAGUACAGUUGUCCCGCCUCUAAUGAAUGUGAGAUCACCAAGCGCCGCAGGAAGGCCUGUCAGGCAUGUCGCUUCACCAAGUGCCUCAAAGUAGGCAUGCUCAAAGAAGGAGUCCGCCUGGACAGAGUCAGAGGAGGACGGCAGAAGUACAAGAGACGCCCGGAGGUGGAGAAUGCCACGUACCAGAGUGCACCGAUACCUUUAAGAAAAGAGGGAGAGAAGGGUUCAUCCAGCAUCAUUGUGUCUCAUCUGCUGGUGGCGGAGCCAGAAAAGCUGUUUGCUAUGCCAGACCCCUUGCAGCCCGACACGGCCCAGCGCACGCUCACCACUCUCUGUGAUCUGGCCGACCGGGAACUAGUUGUUAUCAUCGGCUGGGCCAAGCACAUUCCUGGCUUCCUCUCUCUGUCACUGGCUGACCAGAUGUCCGUACUGCAGUCGGUGUGGCUGGAGGUGUUGGUGUUGGGGGUGGCUUACCGCUCUCUUGGCUGCGAGGAUGAGGUGGUGUUUGCAGAGGACUUUGUGCUGGAUGAGGAGAUGUCUCGUGUGGCCGGUCUGACCGAACUCAAUGCUGCCAUCAGUCAGCUCGCACGCCGUUUCAGGGCCCUGCAGCUGGACCGCGAGGAGUUUGUCAUGCUCAAGGCCAUCGCGCUCACCAACUCAGAUUCGGUGUACAUUGAGGACAUGGAGGCCGUGCAGAAGUUACGGGACCUGCUGCAUCAGGCUCUGCUGGAGAUGGAGGUCCAGCGACGCCCUGACGACCCCCAGCGUGCCGGACGCCUCCUCCUCACCCUGCCUCUCCUCAGGCAGACCGCUGGCCGGGCCCUCACCACCUUCUACAGCAUCAAGACCCGCGGCGGGGUGCCAAUGCACAAACUCUUCCUGGAGAUGCUGGAGGCCAUGAUGGACUCACCCUAGAGAAUAAACGACGGAUGAAUGAAGGAUGAAGAAAAAGGACAAAACGUUUGCCCGAAGUCUUUUUGUGUCGCAAGGGCUACAAGAGCCAAAAGAGAACUUUGUUUGGGGGGGUUGAAUAUGAAGAAGACGCUUUGUGUAGCUGUCCGCCAGUACUGGUCUUUCACAUCCAAUCCUCCUCCUCCAUUAGAUAGAUUUCAAUGGGUACCACAUCAACCAUAGGCUUGGGUCAGUUCAGACACUUCAUAUUUAUAUCAGUCAGUGUUAGGUAAACCACAGACAACGUGUAAUUCAUUCUGUCACCUCACGGCCAUCCUGAUAAGUGUUUCUAGGAACUAACCAUUACUGUAAACUCAGAGAAAUUUACGUGCCAAGGGCGCCUACUGAGACUGCAGCAAUAUGAACUCUUACCUGAAUCAUACGAUUCAGUGAUAUCUCCUCAUUUACUGAUAGUAGGCCACCAAUCACUACAGUUAUAAUCAAGCAAUUAAGCUUUCUUUCUCUCCUUAAAUUGGUGCAUAAAAGGCACUUGUGUAAAAUUAAUGUCUUUUAUAAUGCACUCACCAUACUACAAGUGCUAUCUAACUUUGUCCCGCUAGCUUUUUGUGAAAUAUGCAAAACAUAAGUCAAGACUUACUGGAGAAAAGACCAACUUCAGUUUACUGGUGUACACUGGUACUGCAACAUCAUAUUACGGAAAGCAAUAUGAAAGACUUCAUAACCCAUUUGAUGUCAGCCUUUUUUCUUUUUUUCUUUUUACGAGAGGCUGCUCUGUCACGUCCUGCUUUGAAACUAAAUUUAGUUGUGGAGUAGUCGCAUAACAGACACUUUUUUUGAUUGUAGAAAAUUUCCAAGAAAACCAGGCCGUCUUUUGUAUAAUAGCCAGUUGUUUUAAAGAUUAACAUCGUCGUUUUGGGAUACAGGUGUGAACAGGAGACUAUGGGUACUAUAAAUGCUGAACUGAACCAACAAUGCGUCUAAAUCAGGGUAAACAGGGAGUUUGUUCCUCCUGUAGGCCACUACUGUAGUUUUUGUUUCGUUUUUUUGCUGUGAUCAUUUGUUUGGAGGCCUUAGGACCUUCCGGUGACGUCCUCGAGUCAUCAGAUGAAACUGGCCUGCUUGUCACCGAUUGAGCCAAUGGUCAAGCUUUUUCAUUCGUUCAGAGAAAAGAUCAUAUUCCGUGUUGUAAUCCUCCAUUUUUACAUGGCCGCAGCCGGACAGUCUGCGUCAUUCUGUGAUAUUCAAAGUCAAACUGAAAGCCUCUGUGGUUUAGAGCAACAUUAAAUGCAAAUUGGAAAGCCUCACGAGAUGGGCUCCAACAGAGCCCUCGCUUCGAGACUCUCCGUUGGGUUCUUUUAAGAUAUGUUUGCGUAGUCUCCUCACAGUUGUUUGUUUGCAGACACUCGUCUGAUAUUAUAUGCAAUCAUACUCCGUUUAGAGUGCUACAACUCCGCUACCUUUUAUUUAUUCUACACAUGUGGAGGAAGAAAAGCCAGUUGCCAUUUUGGCCUCUUUACCAAUUUAAGUACUAAAAAUGAAAACCACUGAUGUGCAGAGACAGACCUCGGAGGUGACGCCACAUUUUCAGGGUGAUUUUCACUGUAUGAUGUUUGCAGCAAUGAUUGUAUGAGCGCUCUGAAAGUGGUUCACUGCAAAUACACGCCAUAGACGCAGAUGGAAAGAAUCUUCCAUGGUUGAUAUUUAUGAUAUUUUCAGCUCAAGACUAGUUUCAAUCUGGGUCUGCAGAGUUUUGGCCCAAAAUACUUAGGAGACGUAUUGUGAUGCAGGCCUGUUGGAUGAUCAUACGAGUUGCUGUUGCUCAUGGCAUGAUUUUAGUUUUUGGUUUUCCAUAUACUACUCUAUGAAGCUUGGCCUCAGGUUUGGUAUUGAAAUAAAGCAAUUAAUUUGGGAGAUUGUUAUAAAAUGUCUGUUUUGUAUUGAAUUGGUUUUUUAGAUUUCUCUUUUUGUGGUUGAAGUACUAACUUUAAGACAUAUGAAAGCCAGUGGACAUUAUAUUCCUGUCUUUUUUUGUGUGUGUGUGUUGUUGACAUUUCUAUUCAAUAUAGUCUUGCAGUUCCAGGCACUAAUAUAUGUGUUGAUCAUUGCAAAACUUCCUCUUUCUCUCUAUUUUUUCUUUAAAAUACUGCCAGUUUGGCUGUUAAGGGAAUUUUGCUAUAUUUCAAGAAACUCGAUAUAAUUUUUGAUUCAAUCUAUAUGCGUUUAUCAAAGCUAAAAGUUUUUUUCCUAACAUUUCAGUAUGUUUUUUUUCUUUUUCUUUUAUACACAGGAGUUAAUGUCUCUCCUAAGUGGUUAUUGGGAUGUCAUGAUUUGUGUACAUAACCACGAAUGAGUGGGUCCAUUCAAAGACAGCUGUAAAAUAUGUCAAUGUUUGUGUCAAUAAUAACUCUAAUAUAAUGAUGAUAUUACAGUAGUGUUUUCAUAAUGGUAAACAUUAUAUAAAGCCAUUUUGUCUGUCAGACUUAGAACAUAACAAAUGAUUGAGAGAUAAAUUAAAUUCAUGGCUAGGUGUUUUUGUGUGUCUGUGUAUAUUUAUGUAAAUGAGCAAUACCAGAAUUUACCAAAAUGUUUGUUUUCACAUUUUACUGUAUAUUCAUAUACUGUAAAUCAAACCUCAACAGUAACACUAGUGAUAACAGUCAAUAGUAAUAAUAAGUACAGUAAAGAGCAAAUCAAUAUUUGUAUUCCAAAAUAUUGUAUUUAAAAGAUUAAAAUCUAUUUUUUACUCAAUUUGCGGAUGUUUAUUAAUAUUAUUGUUCUGGUAUUUGUUUUUGGUUGAAGUCAAAUGAUUGUAAAUGUCUGUGCUUUGUUUCCUUUUUGUAAAGCUCAGUGGUUCAGCAGUAGUAAUACACUUUGUUUAUAUUGAAUCACUGUGAAGAGAAAGCAAACACUAAAACAACGGGAAAAAUAGAGGUAUUUUAAAAUAUUGUCAGUGUCAAUGUUUUUUGUAAUAAAUUAACAACCGUCAGUCA